CGGCCUUUUCCAAGAUGGCGGCCUCCAGCGUGGCCGUCCCGGCCAUGAUCCUCUUUCUGCCGCCGCUGCUGCUGCUACUGCUGCUGGUCGCCUGGAAGCGCUCGCGGCGGGGAAACGCGGCGCGGCACGUGGUGGUCGUGGUAUUGGGCGACAUAGGCCGCAGCCCCCGCAUGCAGUAUCACGCACUGUCCCUGGCCAAGUGCGGCUUCUCCGUGAUCCUCCUAGGUUUCUGCAGCUCAAAACCUCGCGAUGACCUCUUGCACAAUGACAGAAUCCAGAUUGUGUGUUUGACAGAACUCCAGAGACUCGCAGUUGGGCCCCGCCUUCUCCAGUAUGGGGUCAAGGUUGUCUAUCAGUCGGUGCAUUUGAUGUGGAAGUUGAUGUGGACAGAGCCAGCUUCCUACAUCUUUCUCCAGAACCCCCCGGGCCUGCCAGCCAUUGCUGUUUGUCUGUUUGUGGGCUGUGUCUGUGGGAGCAAGCUUGUCAUCGACUGGCACAACUAUGGCUACUCCAUCAUGGGUCUGGUUCAUGGCCCUCACCACCCUCUUGUUCUCCUGGCCAAGUGGUAUGAGAAGGUCUGCGGGCGCCUAUCCCACUUGAAUCUAUGUGUGACCAAUGCUAUGCGCGAAGACCUGGCAGAGAACUGGGCCAUCAGAGCUGUGACCGUCUAUGACAAGCCAGCCUCAUUCUUCAGAGAGACACCCUUGGACCUACAGCACCUGCUCUUCAUGAAGUUGGGCCGCACCUACCCUGCUUUCCGGGCCCCUGCAGGCCCCUCGGACUCACGCAUUGAGAGGUCAGCCUUCACGGAGCGGGAUAUGCAGAGUGGGGUGGUGACAUGUUCGAGUGGUCGGCCGGCCUUGCUGGUCAGCAGUACCAGCUGGACAGAGGACGAGGACUUCUCCAUCCUGCUGACAGCGCUAGAAAAGUAUGACCAGCUCCGAUGUGAUGGAGAACGUCUGCCUGCACUCGUCUGUGUCAUCACAGGUAAAGGGCCUCUGAAGGAGUUCUACAGUGGCCUCAUCAACAAGAAGCACCUGCAACAUGUCCAGGUCUGCACCCCAUGGCUGGAGGCUGAGGACUACCCCUUGUUGCUGGGAUCGGCGGACCUGGGUGUGUGCCUGCACAAGUCCUCCAGUGGCCUGGACCUGCCCAUGAAGGUGGUGGACAUGUUCGGCUGCUGCCUACCUGUGUGUGCCGUUAAGUUCCGCUGCUUGCAUGAACUUGUGAAACAUGAAGAGAAUGGCCUGGUGUUUGAGGAUGCGGCCCAGCUGGCCACUCAGCUGCAGACGCUGUUCUCGAAAUUUCCUGAUCCUGCCGGCAAACUAAGCCAGUUCCGGAAGAACCUUCGGAGCUCAAAGAUCCUUCGUUGGGAUGAGAGCUGGGAGCAGACCGUGCUCCCUCUGGUGGCUGGCACCUGAGUCCAGGUGGUGAUGGGUGGAGCCAGGUCCCUGCCCAGUGUCUGCAGACAAGCAGCGCCACCCAGCGGCAGGGAUGGGAUGGUGGCCUUGGACCUUAUGACAAUGCUCCCAGUGUUUUCCUCUGUUG
Messenger RNA from Suncus etruscus (white-toothed pygmy shrew), 1548 nucleotides. It is a transcript of the gene ALG1, whose product is annotated as ALG1 chitobiosyldiphosphodolichol beta-mannosyltransferase. The record is from RefSeq and is a predicted model, not a curated record. Gene Ontology annotation, cellular component: endoplasmic reticulum. NCBI's taxonomy places the organism in Eukaryota, Metazoa, Chordata, Mammalia, Eulipotyphla, Soricidae. Gene Ontology annotation, molecular function: mannosyltransferase activity. The transcript is spliced from 13 exons. The coding region runs from base 15 to 1421 and encodes 468 amino acids.